UUAUUUUACUUUAUAAGUGUGGUUUUUGUAGCUUGAUAUAUAUGUAAAGAGGUUUCUAAGUGUGAUAUCCAAUUCUAUGGAUUGACCUCCAUGAGUUUUUUCCAAGCUAGUUGGAGAGGUUUGGUCUUCAUGUACUAGCAAUCUAUGCAAGCUCCAUUCUCUAACAUGCUUGAUGCGGACUUUCUCAAUGUAAAAUGGGAUGAACAAGAUCCAUUCAUAAGUCUAGAUUGAACCUUCUAAGUGCCAUUGGUGAGUCCGUAUUGCAUCUGACCAUCUUCUAAGGGGUUCACUCCAUUGUUUGGCAUCUAAACUUGAUCUCAACCCUAUAUGAAUUCAAGUUUGUGGCCUCCCAAAUUAUUGAAAAAUUGAAGGUAUUUUUGAGAGUCCUCAACCACCUAUCGGUAGAAGUAGUCAGCAUCGAAUCUUCAAAAAAUGACAAGAAUAAGCUAUUCGACCUUAGAGCAAGAAUACUAGUGGAGAACCAUAAAACCUACCCUCAUUGAUACUUAUCAGCAACCUACUUGACCCAGGUUCUUCAAAAUACCAGCUUGAGCUAAGUGGUCUACCCUGACAAUGCAAUCGGUGUAGAGGGAGAGACCACCAUGUUCGUUAUUGCCCCAUCUCCUAAGCCAAACCACCAAGACCCAAGGAUAAGCCUAAGCAGACUCCAACAGCCAUGCUUGCUGAAAGAUUGUAGUGUAUACAUCAGCCAACCUAGUAAAGAAGCACAUAGUCUCGAAGGUCACUCUUCCCAGGGUUCCCCAGAGACCAGAACCAUGGAAUAAACUGGUAUGGCAAUCAAAAAUAACAUAAUCACCGAAAGCUACACCGGGACCACCAUUCACAAAAAUAGCUCACUUGGAUACUACAGAAAUACAACCAAACUUCUGAAAGACCCUGGGAUUACCCAAAGAACUUCAAACCAGGAAAACCAAUUGGGUUAUGAGGUACUACAGCAAAACCAAUUUGAAAACUUCCCGAUUUGCACCAUAGUCGCUGGAUUUCCUUGUAUGCCUCUUGAUCAGGUCUCGUUUGGGGUAGCUCAAGUGGUGCCGUCGAGUUACUGCUUGGAUCCCACCCUAGGGUUCGCGGUGGCUAAUACGAUUGCGGCGGACCCUGUGUCUCUUCCUCUGUUGCUGGCCGCUCUUGUAGAGGUGGAAAUGAGUCGGCUAUUGUUGUCCUCGCUUGUGUUUCAAUAUUGUCAUUUGGCAUGGUUGUGUUACUUUGAUCUGAAUUGGUUGUGUGUUUGUGGCAUGUUGGAGUUCGCUUACUAUUGGAUUGCGGUAAUUCUAUGGAGGAGGCGGCGAUUUUUCUGCUCUUGGUGUGCUUGUGUGUCUGUUCUACUAUUGAUACUAUCUUGUCUGAUUCGAUCAGUGUAUUCAUCUCUUGAGAAGGGUGGUCCAAUUCGUUGUGCAAGAUCUGGUUGAGGCAGGGUUUGAAGGAAGAACCCUCACUGCACAGAUACCCUCACCAUACGUUGACCCACCUUGUCUUAAUGAGGCUGGGUUCCACUCAAAGGAUUGCAAGUGUAAACAACGCAAAGGCUUAUAUGGUUUAAGUUUACACUAGUCAUAACAGUUUUUACCGUAGGUAAUUACUUUUAUAUAUGUAUCAAUCGAAUAUUAAGUGAAUCAAUAUUAGGUUCUGAAAUCUGAACCAUAAUUUGGUAAAAAAUUUCUUCUUUGUUUAUCAGUUCAAUUUAAAUCAUACUUCUGAUUGAUCCGAAAAUAUAAAAAGAAAAGAUAAAAGAAAAUUAGAUUGCUCUGCAGACAAUUCUGUGUGCAUGAAAGUUUUUUUUAUGAUAUAGAAUUUUUUUAUUUUUUUUCAUUGAGUGAUUGGAAGUA
This is a messenger RNA of Physcomitrium patens, 1844 nucleotides long. The record is from RefSeq and is a predicted model, not a curated record. Lineage: Eukaryota; Viridiplantae; Streptophyta; Bryopsida; Funariales; Funariaceae.